Physcomitrium patens is the source of this 1922-nucleotide messenger RNA. RefSeq lists its product as uncharacterized. Lineage: Eukaryota; Viridiplantae; Streptophyta; Bryopsida; Funariales; Funariaceae. The record is from RefSeq and is a predicted model, not a curated record.
UUGCAGCUUGUGUGUCAGUCAAUCAGGUCCCUCACUCACUCCCCCCCUUCUUCACCGCAUUUCUGUCUCACCCUUUCCACGCUUGUCGUUACCCUUUUCGUCUUCCCACUCUAGGAUUUGCCAUUUAGUUGCCGCGCGUCUGUCGAUCCGUGUCUGGGAACUUAUCGUUAAGUGUGCGGGGACUUAGGAGAGUGAGUGAGCUUCAAGAUUAGUGUUGAGUUCGGUAGGAGAUUUGGGAGCGAGAGAGGAGACGGGAUAGUGAUGGUUGAUUGAAAGGUCGGUUUGGUGUAAUUGAAUCCUGUUCGAAUCUCGGAGCCGGGAGGCUUGGACGGUUUUUGACUCAUGGGUGAGAUUUGGUCGUUUUUAUUCGACAUUUCCUCGGUAUUGUAUCGUUGCGCAAGUCUUUGAACUAGAGUUUGACGUUUUGGGUGAUUCGGGUUUAUUUAUUUAUUUAUUUAUUUAUUUUGAAUUACCCGUUUCGUAGUUCUUUAGGUGUGGAGGCUUCAGUGUCCUGAUUCCCACAGGAAGGCAUUUGAUGGUCGAAUUGGCAUAUUAUGUUUAAAAUUGUUCAAUUCACUCGUCUAUCAGCCUAAUUUGGGUUUACCAGGAACUGUGGGUGGUCUUCAUUUUGGUAUCAUUUUGCGGUAUCCUUAAGGCCAAGUGAGUGUAAGGUACUAUUAACUGAAAUUAGUCUUCAAUAGUGCAUUUAUGGUUUAGUUAGGGAAGUCUACAAUUUUGUCUGUUAAAACUACCAUGGAGGAACUUCCUAGAAAGGCAGGCUUGGUGCCUGCCGGAGGGAGAAGCAUCAAGCCUAGUCUCGUCUCAGAUUCUUCUUUAAAAGUCUCUCGCAUUGAAACGUCCCAAAGCCAACCUGCAAAUGUUAACACAGAAGAGCAUGAGAAGAGGGGGAAAGAUGUCGUUGAGGUCGAAGAAGAGCGACCAUGGCGGCAGCGGAGUAAGUCAAGAUUGAUUUCAAGGUCUGAGGUCCAAGAUGAAGAUUGUUUUCAGAAAAAUUCCUUAGAGGAUGACAUGGGUUUUAUUCCAUCGCAUCAAAAGAAAACAAGUUGGAAAUUGGGGUGGAUAAUAGCUUCUGCAGUAGGAGUUUUCGGUAGCCUUGGGGGAUGGUUGUAUUCAUCUCGUCCUCGAGAUCCAGAAUUCAAGGUAGAGCUUAUUACACUUGAUGGCUUCAACCUUCGUUUCUGCACAGAUUCUCCGCUACUGCUUGCGGUUGUGGACAUAUCCCUCACUCUGCAUGUCAACGCAACCAACCCAAAUGUGUCGCCAAUUGAGUUCUCCGACACAAUCAUGGACAUCUACUACCAUGACACUUUGCUCGGACAAGCCAAGGUUCCUGCUGGAAAUCAAGCGGCUUUGUCAGAUCAAACAAUGGAGCUGACUUGUAAGCUGGAUGGGCUUGAGUUGACAAGCCAUGUGAAGGAUUUAUUUCAUGACGUUGCCAAGCGGGAGAUGGUUCUCCAUUCUGUUGUCACUAUUUCCGGGGAAUCGAUAAUGUGGAAGUGGAGGCAUCCGUUUCAGGUGCAUGUUGACAGCUACAUUAAAGUGGAUCCCAUCUUCUUUGAUGUCUUAGACCAAGAAAAUAAGGCAAAGUUAGAAAUGGCCCCAGAUUGGCACAUAAAAGGGGACAAAAAGUCUUCAGGAUAGUAAUGUGAGAUUCUUUGUGUAAGUGAGAUCCAUUUCAUUCUUCAUUGUGUUUAGGGAUUUUUAUGUACAUUUGAAACUUUCUUUUAUUUAUUUUUGUAUUUUGAGGAGGGGACUUGGAAUCUUAGUCCUUGUAAACCUAACAUAGGGACAAAUGAGCAAUUUAUGUGCACUCUAAGAUGGAGCUGUAUAAAAGUUAUUGAGUUGAGCAAGAUACCAUCAUUUCUGCUCAGAUAAUACUUAUGCUAUUUAUACGUUAUUCC